Kwoniella shivajii is the source of this 2337-nucleotide messenger RNA. RefSeq lists its product as uncharacterized. Bases 1 to 2337 code for a protein of 778 amino acids. NCBI's taxonomy places the organism in Eukaryota, Fungi, Basidiomycota, Tremellomycetes, Tremellales, Cryptococcaceae. The record is from RefSeq and is a predicted model, not a curated record. The transcript has 2 exons.
AUGACAACCACGCAAACUCUUUCAUCUAUACCAGAUAAUUUUAUUAAUUCAAAAGCACAAUCAUCUCGUCGAAUAUCAUCAUAUGACAGCACGAUGAACAACUUUCCUAGGCGUUUAUCAACGACAUUAGCUGUCGUACCUGAAAACCAUGGACAAAUAGAUACUACAACAUCAACCCAAUCUACAUCUUCAUCUGGAUCUUCCGUACCUUCCACAAGUCGUCCACUCCCAGUUCAAUCGCAAAUUCAAGGUUCCUCAUCAUCAUCGAACAGAUUAAGUAAUGCAUCUAUCAAUCAAAGUCAAAGUCAGAGUCAAAAAUCAGUCCGGCCUCAAAAUCAAUCAACAAGAAGCUCUGUUAGUAAUUUCAGAGACUUGGAUAAAGACUUGGAAAUGGCAAUGAGAAGAUCACCAGGAAAAAAUAGAACUAAAUCGAUGGAUUUGUCUUCACAACCUAGAUCGAAGAGUAAAAGAGCAGAUUGGGUCAUCGACUUGCUUGAAGCUCAGAAAGGUGUAGAGACCUGGAUAGAGGAUCAAAGAGUUAUACUUGUUCUAGGUGACGCAUCACCAUCUUCGCUAGCACCCAUACUACAUGAUCCAGCGUUCUCAGAUACGUUACUUCUGGUUGGAUCACGCGAACCUCUACCAGCUAUUGAAGCGUUACUCUCCCCUUCACACCUCAUGUCUUCAUCACCUGAACAACAGAUAUUCCCAACUGUUCAACCAUUUAAUUCAACUGCCAAAUCGGACGACACAGACGUUCACGCUUUGACUGUUCUUCUUGCUCAAGCAACAAUAAUAGCACAACAAUAUCGUUCAAAACCUCGUGGAUGGUCAUCUUUGUCUCGUCCCAGAACAGAAUCAUUCGCUUCUUCUUCAGCAUCAAACUCGCCACCUUCAACUCCACCAAUGCGCAAACGGGUGUUACCAUCUUUCGGUUUGAACACUUCCUCUUCCGCUAGAAGCUCAUUGGAUUCCAAUGCAAGUACGAGUGAUAGGCCUCGAUCAGCUUCAGUAUACGAUGCCAAUUCUGCAGAGUCUACUCCUCGCCCAAAUGCUACCAAGAAUCGAAAAUCAGGACGAGAGAGCAUAUUCGGUGGAUUACGAAGAAACUCAGACUCAUCAGAAAUGACGAAUGGAAAAAUCUCAGCCACAUCAAAUGGCAGUUUGUUUGACGCAGUGAUCAAUUUUGUGCCAAACAUGAACAACUUUAAACCAGAAAGAGCACUGCAAGAUAUGCUUCAUCAAUCCGUUGUCGUGACUACAGGCAUAAUGCCAAGCCUUACUGCACAAGUUGGUAAAUCAACUUCAUCACCGAUCAAUCAGAUGCCAAUCAGCUUGAUACAUGUUCUACCUCAAACAAUGCCCAUCCCAUUACCAUCCGUCAUUGAAAGUUUUCUACUUUCCUUAUUACCCACUUUUCAACACAGGUGUCCAAGGGAGAUAUUCGGAAGUGUCGUUUCUUCACCUGUUUGGCUAUCACCUUUUAUCGACGCGUCGGGUAUGGGAUCUGAACAAGGAUCCGAAGAUGUUUCAGCAAGUCAAGUCUUACUUUUCGGUGGCGUGAGAUGUCCCUAUCAGGUUUUAGACUCGACGGGAGAUUACAGACCCAGAGCUUUCUUAUCAAGUUGGAAAAAUUGUAUCGCAAUGCCAGGAUUGAUUUCCCAAUCUAGGAACCCCACGAACGCAAAUAGUGUCACUAUAUCAACAAUUCAAAGUGAAAGAGAAGAGAAACAACAACUACAACUACAACUACAAAACUCAUUACCUCCUUCCAUAGCUUACAAGAAUGUCAAAGCCAAAACACCGCAUUCAACCCAAAGUAGAUCACCUUCUCCCCCGAAGAAGUCUUCUUUACCAAGAUCAGUCUCAAUGCCAAUCUCUUCUUCUAUGUCUUCAUUGGGAAUCGCAUCUGUACCUGGAUCGCUCACGCAGACCACCAAAAGAUCAAAAUUACACGUCAGUCAUACACCACCCAUAUCGGAAGAUGACUUAGAGUUAGAUUCGCAAGGUCAGAAGUCAGGUGACAGGAAUGAAGUCGAGAAGUCAAAUGCAAAUCCAGAGUCAAAUUCAAGUUCAGCUGGAAUGUCGAAAGAUGUAUCAAAUCCACCAUCUACACCAGAUCUAGAUCCUUCCUCCAUAUCCUCUUGCGCGUCAAGUGAUUCUCCAAUCGAAACAGGUUCCAACAAUUCCAAUAGUAGAAGAGAAAGUGAAAUUUGUGAUGCAAAAUCAGCUGAUCAAGCAGUUACACAAGAGAAGCCAGCUAUUAUUGUGACCGGAAAUGGAAACGGAAAGAGGACAUUGAAAAAUUGGUUCAGGAGAAACAGGAAUGGACAAUAA